AAUAUAUAGUCUACGACAUGGAAUGGACAGAUCGCGAUUUAACCACGUUAAACGUGUAACUCGAAAGUAAGCAAGGAGGCGCCCGUAUUAUAAACGCACACAGUGUUCUCGCGCUAGAAAAUCAAAUAUUCUUCGCAAAACCACGAAAAAACUCGACAACCUAAACAAAAUUCGACAUUCUUGUGCAGUAGUGAUUCAAGGGUAGAAUCGACGGUUUAUUUAGUACUGGUAACGGCGAUUUACCGUUAAUCUACUCAUUCAUUUGAAUUUUUUGUACUUUUUAUUGUGAUUCACAGUCUUCGAAUAUACAAGGAAAAAGCUGUAACCAGAGAAAGACGCAAAUUUGUGACGCUGAGGGCUUUAAAUGACUGGAAUGCUCUUCCAGAAAGAGUGGUUACUGCCCCAACCCAAGAAAUCGACCAGCUUUGGGCAACGUCUCAGUUCAAGCAAUGAUUGAGCUUGCCUGAUGCAUCGUCAAAAUCAGCCACAAAGUUGAAAAACAUCCAAACGGAGGAAUUUCGUGGAGAGAAAGUAAAAGUGAAAGCGAGGAAGUCGCAGGCCCUUUGCAAGGAGCCUCUUUCCAUGGACAGCUUCAGCUUCAACUUCAACUUCAACUUCAACUUUAUUAGGAUUAUGAAUGAGUUUGCGGAUUUGCGUUUUUAUCGCGAAUUUGUGGGCUUAAAAAGUGAUGUGGCCCAGCGCGGCUCGCUGCGGCUACUGCCAAAAGGCGAUAUCAAAAUCGCAACUGUCUAGACACCGGAGAAGGCCAAGAUUACUUUACCGAGAAGGCUGCACCAGUGGCUGCCUACGACCCGGCCCGGCCGGCACCGCAAAAGUGACCGGCACCGCAAAAGCGAAGGACAACCGGCUGAUGGUAUCCUUCGCCAGUGGAGCUGCUGUUUCUGGAGCUGCUGCUUCUGCUGCCCCAGUUAUAGCGAGAGACGCCAGCCCCCUGGACCAGCCGCUGGCUGCUGUCGCCUACAUGGAAGUGACCACGACACCGACAGGGGCCGGUUCGGUGCAGGCACACCAGCUUGCGCCGACACUGACGAGUGACGGUGGUUUUCACGUCGCCCCUGAUGCCGGCGAGGGGCCAGCCAGACCCGUCGAUGCGGCGACCGCGGUACCAGCUGACGCUGUCGAGCAAGAGCGCGCACAUUUCACUGGUACUGCAUCGCAGUGUCGCCACCACGCACGGAGGACGCCAGAGGACGGCCCGUCAGUCUUCACGGCCAGCGCGCUGGGCCGGCACGGGUCACACGCUCGGUGAAGUAGCUGCCCUGCGCGUACAGCUCGACAUCAUCUGUGGUGUCAUCCCAGCCUUUCUUCACAUCAUUCACUCGCCGCUUCAGCCACGCCGCCGCCGGCCGCAGUCAUCCGGCCACGGAGGAGAUAAGUGAUAGGCCGACCACACCACAAGAACAGUGCUCUCCGUGUAAAUAUCACGACCGGAAGUGCGCGAGCUACUGACUGGAGACGGUGCUCGCGCUGACGCUGUUUCCUCGACGUUUAUGCAGUUCCUGGCGAGGUGACCGGUCUUGCUGCAGGUUUAAUAACGCCGUGCCCGGUCCGCCGUGGACCGUGGCGACCCGCUGGUCUGACCGACCCGCCGGUGUCUUGGCGUCUCACACCCGCUGCUGCCGAGAACACGUUCGUCACUCAACACUGCCCGCGCCAGGAUGCUGGCCAGAUCCAGGCCUUCUGCGCGCGUGUCGGCCCGAAUUGUGCUGCUAACGGCGUCUGGUAGCCCGGCGAUGAAAGCACUGGCGAUGAAAGCACCUACCCGAAUGCAAGCCGAAUGCAGCAAAAGAUGCUCCUCCAAGUGUGGAAACCGAGCGUCGUGCGCGCUCCAAAUUUUAAUACAACCAAUUUUUGCAG
Molecule: messenger RNA, 1878 nt
Organism: Amphibalanus amphitrite
Lineage: Eukaryota; Metazoa; Arthropoda; Thecostraca; Balanomorpha; Balanidae
Exons: 3
Coding region: 689-1270 (193 amino acids)
Source: RefSeq, a predicted model, not a curated record